Molecule: messenger RNA, 260 nt
Organism: Amoebophrya sp. A25
Lineage: Eukaryota; Dinophyceae; Syndiniales; Amoebophryaceae
Source: the annotation of a GenBank genome assembly
GGUGCGAUCCCAAGACAACGUUGGCUACGGACGAAAGUAAGCUCGUGUUCAUGGAAUCUGUCCGGGCACAUCUAUUGAGAGUUCAUGAAAUCUAUUAUCCAAGCCCAAAAGUCUGUCUCUCUCCGGUAUGCAGGAAAGCACACGAGUCAUCAAGUGCAUCGUUGAAGCGGAUCGGAUCAAGUUCCAACGUUGAUCUAUUUUUCAAGCAUACAGAUCCUAGUCGGUCUUCUGAGAUCACUAUACCUCCUACUGCCCCUUAA